Pocillopora verrucosa is the source of this 1193-nucleotide messenger RNA. NCBI's taxonomy places the organism in Eukaryota, Metazoa, Cnidaria, Anthozoa, Scleractinia, Pocilloporidae. The record is from RefSeq and is a predicted model, not a curated record.
CGAUUAUUCAUGAACAACUCAACCUCUCUACUCACUGGUAUGUACAAAAAAAUAUCUCCUUUGGUAGAAUCUGCUUAUCUUAAGUGAGCCGGACUGUUGUGGUUGAAAACUGAACUCAGUGUCAGCAAAGAAACAUGUUUACCCCUGCAAGAAGGCAUCUUUUAAUCUUCGUGUACGUCAUCGGCUGGUUGUCAUCAUCUUGGGCCGAGGAUGGUUUCAGGAUUUGUUUCCGAGAAACCGAACGCAGUUCACAAUGCCAAGGACCAUCUUACAGCUGCAGUGGUUGGAGUUCAAAUCCUGCGUGGACUCAGCCAUUUCGAGAUGACACUGACCAGCGAUCUGGAGGCUGUCGGUAUCAAUGGAAGAUUGAGGCACACCAUAACAUUAGAAGAAAUAAAGAGUAUCGCCUCUGCUUUGCUGAAACGGAAGGAAGCUCACAGUGCCAAGGGUCCCGACGCUCGUGUACCGAUUGGAGUCGUACCCCAUCUUGGACGAGUUCUUUUCGAGAUGACACGGACCGCAGAGGUGGUGGCUGUAAAUAUGCUUGGAAGAUUGAAUCUCGAAUUACAACUAUUACAAAGAAACCAGUUUGUCGAGUCUGCUUUAAAGAAACAGAAGGAAGCUCUCAGUGUCAGGGUUCCCGCCAAAGCUGCAGUGGAUGGAGCGCAAACAAGGUUCCCGCAUGGACAUUGCCGUUUCGAGAUGACACCGAUAAUCGUGGAGGAGGCUGCACUUAUUCUUGGUAUCUGGACUGCACCCCAAAAUGUGAUGCUGCGUUUUGUCCGAGAGACACUCCAUGCCCCUGAAAAAAAACUUCAUAACUUCCGAACAGCUUCUAUGUGAACCUUUUUCCUGGAAUGGUGGACUUUUAAUAACUAAAAAUCGCUUUCUUUUAAGUUUUUGUUUACAAAGCCAAGGGACCGAGAAAAGGCGUAACUGGGAACAGUAUGCAUGGCGACAUUUUCCCACAAAAUAGGAUCCUGUUUUUUUUAAAAGAGUUGUUAUAGAUUAAAGGGAUUUCGUGAUUUCAUUUACAGGGACUGAAAUAAUAUCCGUAGAAGUCUACGUACUUGAAACUAUUUUUUAGGUCAUAAGGAUAAUCGGAUCCCUCUCUUAAUUAAAUUCAAUCUAUGAUUGUAUGUGUGUUAUAUACCUCCAUUGGUCCGUAUGAUUAAAAAUUGAAUGAUUUUUGA